AUGAGCCGCUCCUCAAGUCGCCUUUUGGCGACCACGAGCACCCAGCUCUCCUCCCUCCCCCUACGCACCCUCCGCCAAACCACCCGGCCCUUCUCGCAAACAUGUAGACGCAACGUCGACUCCGACCACCCUCCGUCCCUCCUGGACCAACUCCAGCGCUCGCAGCCCCAACAAGCAAAGCCCACAGCCGCCCAACCUCCGUUGUCCUCCACCAACAGCGGCGGCGGCGCCAUGGCCGAAAUACAGCGAAUCCUAGCCACAGGAGCGAUCCAAAGCGCGCGCAACCAGCCCACCCCCAACGCCUCAGCGUCCGAAGAAAUCCUAGGCUCCUCAAACAGCAAGUCGGAAUGGGGCGCGGAGCCGUUCCACUUCCACAUCUACGCGCACAAGCACAACGCGCACAUCACCGUGACAAAGCCGAACCGGGGCGCGAUCCUGAGCCUGUCGGCCGGCAACAUCGGCUUCAAGAAGGCGAAGCGCGGCAGUUAUGAUGCCGCUUACCAGCUGUGCGCGUACGUGCUCGAUAAGCUGAACCAAUGGGGGUGGCACCGCGAGAUCACGACGCUUGAGGUCGUGCUGCGCGGCUUCGGGCCGGGACGCGAGGCCGCUACCAAGGUCCUGCUGGGCGCCGAGGGCCGUCUGCUUAGAGACAAGAUUAGCAAGGUCUCGGAUGCUACGAGGAUCAAGUUUGGUGGUACGAGGAGUCCGAAGCCGAGGAGACUGGGUUAA
Messenger RNA from Anthostomella pinea, 729 nucleotides. The record is from the annotation of a GenBank genome assembly. NCBI's taxonomy places the organism in Eukaryota, Fungi, Ascomycota, Sordariomycetes, Xylariales, Xylariaceae.